Rhipicephalus microplus (southern cattle tick) is the source of this 4629-nucleotide messenger RNA. It is a transcript of the gene Ehbp1, whose product is annotated as Eps15 homology domain containing protein-binding protein 1. NCBI's taxonomy places the organism in Eukaryota, Metazoa, Arthropoda, Arachnida, Ixodida, Ixodidae. The record is from RefSeq and is a predicted model, not a curated record. Gene Ontology annotation, molecular function: protein binding.
CGCAAAGUGACGACACCGUGCAAGGCGGGUUCCAGUGUUGUGUGUGGACUGUGUGUGUUUCUUCAUCGGGUUUUCUUGAUUAGUGAAUGUGCUCCUUCAUCUCAAGGUGUUGCCCGUCCCGAAACGCCGAGCUAGCGGACGACCCAGUGACGGCAAGCAUUCCGACGUCGCCCCAGCGGAGGAUGGCGAUCUGUUGACGAUCCCCGGUGAUGCGAGUUUCAGCAAACAGCCAGUCGCGGCAUGAGUUCGGUCUGGAAGCGACUGCAAAGGGUCAACAAGCAUGCAGCCAAGUUCCAACUGGUGGCCUCCUUUCGAGAGCUGGUGGUCACCGGUAGCAGAAAAUGGCAGCCACAUAAGUUACUUGUCAUAUGGACACGGAGGGGACGCCGGGUGGCCACCCAGGCGAGGUCGUGGGAGCCCACUAUCCGCGAUCCGUAUCAAGGGCGUGUCGCCUGGCCCGUGCCGGAAAAUGUGGAGGUGUCCGUCACGCUGUUCCGCGAUCCAAACAGCAACGUCUUUGAGGACAAGGAAUGGAGCUUUGUCAUCGAAGAUAUCUCGGCUCAGGGCAAGCGGCGGCACAUAGCGGUCGGCGUGAUCAACGUGGCCAAGUUUGCACGUCCCGAGCCAACACAGACGGAGGUGAUGCUGCACUUGCGGCCGCUGACGCCAAAGUGCAGCGCGGCGCACUUGCAGCUCAUGUUGUCGUGCAGUCUGCUGCGCGAAGGAAAGGCCACAGAUGAGGACAUGCAGAGCAUAGCGAGCCUGCUGAGCGCAGCACCCCUGGCGGCACCGGACUAUGCCAACCUCGAGGACUUCGAAGAGGAAGCGUCCCCGCAGGCCUCGGCGCAGCUCUCGAGGCUGGCUGCCGACUGCUCGAGUCUCCUGAGCGCCGGCGACAGUAGUCCCGCGCCCUCCCCUGUCAACACGGAGAACGACCUCGACCUGUCUCUGCGGAGCCCAUCCGCUGCAGUGAUGGUCGUCCAACCACCGCCUCCGCCUCCUGAGCCUCCUGAAACCGACAUAAACCUGAGCAAACAAGCUGAAGCCAUGGCCGAAAGCUGGGAAGCACCAUCGGAGCCAGGUGAGGACUUGCUGACGUGGAGCCAGCGCAUGACCGAAGGCUACGAGGGGGUCAGGGUGACCAACCUGACCACCUCCUGGCGAAACGGCAUGGCCUUCUGCGCUCUCAUACACAGCUACCGCCCUGAGCUCAUCGACAUGGACUCCCUGUCACCCCACGACAUCUCGGGCAACUGCAAGAAGGCGUUUGAGGCGGCGGCGUCUCUGGGAGUUUCUCGGCUCCUGGAUCCGGCCGACAUGGUUCUCCUGACGGUGCCGGACAAGCUCGUUGUGGCCACGUACUUGCACCAGCUGCGACAACAGCUCAAUGCACCCCCCGAGCUGCAGCGACCCCUGCACGACGCGCCGCGGCCGUCUCCGAUCUCUUUCACGGCCAGCGACGAGGCCGCGUCGACGCCUGCAGAAGCAAUAACAAACUUCGUACGCACCUCUACGCCUGUAAGUAAUGCCAGCAAUGUGCCUUCUUCCCCUAUGCCGGCAGACACCCUCCCCACCGAAGAGCACCUAAACAAACAAGGCUCGAACGAAAGAAUACCAAACAAACGCCGGCCGUCAACGGAAGGAAGUCCAAACAGAGAAGGCUCCGCGGAACAAAGUUUAAGCAGGCAAUCUUCGACGGAGGAAAGCUCAACAGGACGAGAGUCGAGGGAAAGAAGUGUAAUAAAGAAGCAAGGGUCGGCGGAGAAGGUCGUAAACAGGCAGGAGUCGGCCGAGAGGAACUUAAAGACGCAGGACUCCGCGGAGAAUAACGCGAGCAGGCGAGGCUCGACAGAGAGAGGCUUAAGCAAGCGGAACUCGUCCGAGAGGAGCCUUAGUCGGCAAAGUUCGACAGAGAAGAGUUUAAUGGAACAGUCGUGGACCGAGAGGAUCCUUAAAAUAAAGAUUCCUGUGGGUGACAAGUCAACAAGUCCCACUCCAAAGGAAGGUGCACAGAUGGGGCCGCCGUUGAUGACGCGGCAGCAGCUGAUGAACCCUUUCGACUCGGAUGAAGAGGACACUGAGAAGACAGGCGUGGAGACGCAAGAAACUGUACCUGAGAAGACGGAGACGCGCGUGCCCUGUCGAGUGCUGGACCUGUCGCCGACGAGGCAACCCUCGCCUCCGGACGCCCUCGUGUCACCGCUCAUCGAUCCCAAGAAGGCAAGUGUCACUAGGCCGUCUAGUAGGCUCGUCGAACUGCAGGAGCGGGCACGCAAGCUCCUGGAAGAAGCCCGCCAGCCACCGGCCGGCCGCGAGGUCAGCCCGGGCUCACUCGAAGAGCGGCAGCACCAAGAGCAGCUGCGAGAGCGGGCACGGCGCAUAAUCGCUCAGGCCCGACAGGGGCACCACAACAACAACAACAACGUCAGCGAGCCCGGCACUCCCGUCACGCCCAGCGCCCAGACUGCGAACGGACUCAAGGAGUCCGCCGAGGACGGGGCCAGUCGGGAUGACCUGAAGGCCGAGCAGACCGCUUCGUGGAGCGUACGACUCUCCGAGGGUAGCUCCUUGCGGCCUGCCAGGUUUCACCAGUUCCAGAAGAGGUGCAUAGGCGGCUCUGAGGAUUCUCAACGGUCUGAGGAAUUGAGUCGAGAUAGUGAGCUGUCUAGUACUUCACGGCGGCGGCAGACCUACGUAGAGCUGGAGUUGGAGGCUCUGGAGCGGGAGCGGCAACGGGUAGAUGCCCAGGCCGAGCGCUUCGAGCCGUACCUGCGGCAAGUUAUGAAGAGUGGUGACCAGGAAGAAGAGGACCGCUGUAUGCAAAAGUGGUUUGCCCUGGUCAACGAAAAGAAUGCACUAAUCCGACGGCAAAUGCAACUUAAUUUACUGGAGAAGGAACAGGACUUGGAGAGGCGCUUCGAGAUGCUGAACGAAGAACUCCGGGCCGUGCUUCAGCUCCAAGACUGGCAGAAGACGGACGCCCAGCGUAGCCGGGAAGCCCUUCUGCUCGAGGAGCUGGUGGCCCUGGUCGACAAGCGGGACGAGCUGGUGCAACACUUGGAUUCCCAGGAAAAGGCCAUCGAGGAGGACGAGAUGAUGGCAUUGGCCACCAGGCGGCAGCGGCUUCCGCCAGAGCGCAACAACUGCAAACUACAGUGACCUCCGGUGACGAGAAACAACGAGAUGGAACGAAGGAGAGGAAGGAUAGACGCGAUGCUUCGCAGCAGCAACUUGCCUCCCGUUAUUUGUGUUUUUUCUUUUCGUCCGCCAGGCGGCGGCGCACCAGACAACAAUAAACCGUCAGCAGCCAAUUAGAAAGGGGCGUGAAACCCGAGACCCUCCUGGCGGCGGGGCCGCCUUUCCUUGCCGCGUUCGUGGCGUUAAUUGGGAAGGCGGAGGAGUGGGGAGGGUGUGCGCGCACCGUCCGCGGGCUGUAGCGACACGCUGUAGACGCCGUGGCCUACUCUUCUGCGGUGGCAUGCCUCGCAUCUGUUGGAUGACGCCCUCCCUCUCCCUCCGCUGUGUUUAGCCGCGACAUCGUUGGAGGGCGCUGCAUGCCGGCGCGCGCGGGAAUUCGUCGCUGCGAGGAACCGUGCAGUGAAGAAAAAACGCUGCGUAGUGUCGCCGAGUAUGGCGGACUCGGUGAGCCGGUGGUGGAUCGCUGUAGCGCGAUGAAAAGUUGUGCCGGAUUUUGAUGCAGAUCGCUUUCGAACUGUGUGGCGGUAGUCCAAUUGCGUUGUGUGACUGAAAACAACAAGAAAAAAAAUCUGAGAAAUUGUGGUUGUAUGAAGAAGCAACUGCUGUGUAAUGUUGGAUACAACCUUUGAAGUCUGCAACAUUCUUUCCUCAAAUGUGGAUGCAUUGUAAGCCUGCGCCAAUGUGUGGGCCGUUCAGGCUGACGUCAUCUGCUAGACGGGCAGUUACCCUGCAUUUAGAACAUUGCGUAGUGCGUGAUCGGGAUUAUUUUCUUGGUCGCCGAAGGUAUCGGCUGCCGCGAUUCGGGCACCUUGGUAAGGCCUGUUCAAGCUGAUGAACGUCACGUCAGACUGGUGUCAUAGGUCUCGUACAGGUGGCGCCGCCGUCGCAUUAUGAUUUUCAUAAGUCACGUGUUUUUGUAAAGCUGAUUGGGCUCUUGUUGAAGAUAAUCGGCCCUUGUUGAAGAUAAUCAAGAUAUGAUUUUCUCACGUGUCGGGGACGCGUCAGUCGUAGGUGUCAUUACAAAUGAAUGGGCUGAUUGGCCUUAUACAUUGCUCAUUACUCUUCCCUGUUGUCGCGAGCUGUAUUCUAUCGCAUUUCUUGUUCGGUGCUAGGCCGUUGACCCUGAGGCCGCGUGCUUGAUUCUGGCCUUGGCUGUCUCAUUGUGAUCGAAGUGAAAUUAUGAAAGUCCGUUUAUUGAGAUUUAGAAACAUGUUAAAAAACACCGGUCUUCAAAAUCUCUGGAGGUCUGCAAUACGGCGUGCUUUGGAAUCAUACCGGCGUUUCGGCUCGUAAAACACCAGAGAUGAAUUGACGCCUCAGUCAUAGUAGGGUUGAUCACAAGAUAAUGUGAUCAUGGGCGGAAUGGUAUUUUGCUACGACUAUGCGCACGCAUUGCUGUCAUAAACCUUCACCACUUUUUUGGUGCUGUAA